CGAUUUGCUUCUACAGUUCAGAUUGUGACUUUGUGCUGAAUUAGUGUUACGCGGAGUAAAAAUACUUAGAGAAUUUGAUUUUCUUUCGUUUGGGAACAAAAUGCUUUUGAAAAGGCUUUUGGCGUUAAGUCUUUUAUUAACCGUUAUCGAUUGGACUUCCUGUCAAUGGUGUACCGAAAUAAGAUAUGAGAAAGAAACUUUUAGACGACUGAAAGAAUAUGUAGAAACUUAUUGGACUCAAAACUGGUUAUACUUUGAUGUACAAAGAACCAGAUAUGCGAACAAAUGGGUUCCCGAUUAUCGAUAUGUAACAAAGACUAAAAGGAUCUGCUGUGAUGGUUACCGGAUGAGCGGUUACUAUUGCGACCCAAUUUGCCGGUCUGGGUGCCAAGCCAAUAGUCGUUGUACCGGUCCUAAUGAGUGCACAUGCAAUCACGGUUACUUUUCCAGCACAGAGACUACAUGUGAGCCAAAAUGCACUGAAGCCUGUGGGCCACACAGUACUUGUACUCAACCCGAGCUUUGCACAUGCGAUUCAGGCUAUACGGAAAUAAGAAGUGGCAUAUGUGAGCCCAUCUGUGAAGAGCCUUGUUCAGCGUAUGCCAGCUGCACUGCGCCAAAUACUUGUAGCUGCUUGACGGGUUACAUAUUCAACGAAAACUUGUCUCAAUGUGUGCCAGAGUGUCAAAACGGUUGUCCCUUGAAUAUGUACUGCCAAUCGCCAAAUCAGUGCGCAUGCCGCACCGGUUACAGACUACAAUCGAAUAUCACGUAUAUUACUGAGGCGUCCACAGUGAGUUACAGCGAGUCAUGUGUACCGAUCUGCAGUGCUGGUUGUCCAGCGAAUAGUGAAUGUUACGCGCCAGAGGAAUGCCGCUGCGCGGAUGGAUACACAGCGCUAACGGACGAAGACGGACAAUUGAGUAAUACGGGCGAAUGCGUGCCGGUAUGUGUGGACCAAUGUCCAGAGCAUGCCAAUUGCGUUAGGCCGAAUGAGUGCAUAUGCGAGUUCGGUUAUGAAAUGCUUCAACCGCCGCAACAUCGGCCCUACUGUCAGGCGUUAUGCACACAGAAUUGCGAGCUGAAUGGCAAAUGUGUGGCACCGGACGUAUGCGAAUGCUUUGCCGGCUAUGCACAUGUGAACAGCAGCACUAGCGUCAGCAACGAUCCGCAAGCGCCCUACUGUCAACCGGUUUGCUCCAAUGGCUGUGCGCAUGGCAGUUGCGUGGCACCUGAAAUGUGCGUGUGCCACCCGGGCUACCUAAUGGGAGCGCAUGGUGUGUGCGAGCCUACAUGCACGGGAGGAUGUCAGAAUGGACGCUGUAUCGAUGUGAACGUAUGUGAAUGUAAUGAUGGCUACCAACUAGCCCCGCAUGAAUUGAGUAAAUGCGAACCCAUUUGCAGUAAGCGCUGCGUCAAUGCAGACUGCGUCGCGCCGGAACUCUGUCUCUGCCACGAGAAGUAUCAACCGCUAUCUGGUGAAAACCUCACCCACAUAUGUACGCCGAUGUGUUGGCCGGAGUGUGUAAAUGGAACUUGUAUUGCACCGGAUCAGUGUAGCUGUAUGGAAGGUUAUGUGCGAUCAGCAAAUACUACGCAGCCGCACACCUGCGAGCCAUAUUGCGCAAGUUGCAAUGGCGGCUAUUGCGUAGCACCGUCGAAAUGCAUCUGCCCUGAAGGUUUGGAGUUGACAGUCAUUGGAGACGGUAACGAAUGUACAACAAUUACAACGACUAGUAUGACAACGAUUGCUACAACCGAUGACACUACAACAAGUGAGACUGAAACAACAACCGAGAUUGAAACAACAUUAUUAGCGUCCACCACUGAAAUGACAAUUGCUACCGAUGACGCUACACCAAGCGAGAUUGAAACAACAUUAUUAGCGUCCACCACUGAAAACAUUGAGUGGUUCAACGAGAGUGCAGAAGUUGAGGUGCUGACAGAAGUUAGUAUCGACGACGAGAAAGGAGGACGCUACAUGGAUAGUUUCACGGAUACUCUGAUAACUGCCGGCGCUGCUCAACCUUACCGAACUCUUAUUGUUGGUCUGCUGUUCUCUGCAAUAAUGUCAGCUAUGUUUGUUUAAGCGAUAAAACAGCGAUAAUUCUUACCUCCGAAAAGAUCUCGUAUCUCUUAAGCAAACCACUCAGUUGAAAAAAAACACAGCAGUAUUUAUGAUAUAUGAAUUUUAUUCAAAAGCAUUAUAUUUUGUAAUUAUAUUAAAUAGUACAGAAAUACUCAAAUACAUAUAUAAAUAUAUAUAUAUAUAAUAUUCACAAUUAUACAUUAUACAUAAUAAAGAUUUAAAAUGCAAAUUA
This is a messenger RNA of Zeugodacus cucurbitae (melon fly), 2321 nucleotides long. Its product is annotated as platelet endothelial aggregation receptor 1. NCBI's taxonomy places the organism in Eukaryota, Metazoa, Arthropoda, Insecta, Diptera, Tephritidae. The transcript is spliced from 2 exons. The coding region runs from base 101 to 2089 and encodes 662 amino acids. The record is from RefSeq and is a predicted model, not a curated record.